GACGUUUUGUUCUCGUCUCGCAGCUCUGUCCCAACUUGUUCCCACGUAUCAAGAGCAAACGCAUUCAUUCUCCAUACAUCUUAUCCAUAUCACUCAACCGUCAACAUGGUCUCCUCACCCAUAUCCAUGGACACGUAUGAUCCUCACAAGAAGAUCUCACCAGAGGACAGGGAAGCUCGUCACCGAAAGGUGCUCAUGGAGGGAGCAAAGGCGGCGGCGAUUGCUGGUCCUACGGGAUUGGUAGCAUCCCUUCUCGCACAGAGAAAUAUCCGUUUCUAUCAGCGUCUGUCUCUUCCCUUCAAGACAUUUAUCGCCUUGAUGAUUCCCACUGCUGCCUUCUUCACUGUCACUGACCGUGCUGCUAUGCGCGCUGACUUGGAGUACGCCAUGCGCUUCUCUGUUACCAAGAAGGAAGAUUUUGCCAAGCCUGUAGAUGAAGCUGACGGCAACCGGUCAUUGUCCCAGCUUAUACAAAAGUAUCGAUAUCAAAUUGUUGGAUAUGGAUGGGCGGGGACAUUGGGUGCUACCCUAUUGUACAACUGGCGGCGAACAGAUAUUACACGAGCUGUUAAAAUCAUCAAUGCUCGUAUGAUGGCACAAACGUUUGCUUUGGCUGGUGUUGCGGGAAUUGCUGCUUUGGCUGCUACAGCCACCCCUGUCAAGGAAAUUGACCCACACUACAACCGCAUCGUCAACAGCCAAUAGAAUAUAGAAGUCCAAGGGGGCGUGAUAUCUAGAUGCUCUUGACUCUUACACAUUGUUUUUUUUUUUCUUAAUUUAUCUAUGUUCCUUGUGCAUACGGUGUUGAAGGCCGCGAUUCAAGAGACAAGGGUGCUACCAACUGAUGGGAACGGUUACCACAAGUGCUUGGAUCCAAUCUAUUUUGGCCUUUAACCGAAGAGUUGAAUUUAAAAUGUGUCUAAACAAACUAUCAACAAGAACAAGGACUUUCAAAAAUUAAGGUCUAUCAUGUGGCAGCUGGCGGGAGAAGCCCCUCAAGCUCUAGGAAACUGGAAAUGCAAGAAUGAUCAGAAAUCCGUUUUCCACACAGCAUCCAGCAGCAGCAAUUCCUACAUACUUGUGUUCCAUUUUCAAGUAUUCCUGCUCGGCCUUCUCUUCCUCCUCUUCCGACAUCAUAAUGUUACCACCCACAGUAGACUUCGAGUGUGCAGAUCCAGGUGGACCCGCUCCCGCAGAGUUGACGAAGAAAGCAAUGCUAGCCAAAGACAUACUGCUGCGGCAGCCUCCAAAGCAAUUUGCUCGUAUCUCGCUUGUUCUUUGAUCCUAUACUCUUUUCUCCCCCGCACGUAUCCUAGUCGUCGAACUUCACGAUCGAAAAAGGCUCGUACGAAUGCUUUCUGCUCGUGUUGAAUCAAUAGGGUUGUUCGUAAUUAUAUGGAAAAAGGUUGGAUAGAACUCACUUCGUUUUUGGAAGGUUUUGUCAAAUUCCUUGGUACUUCUAGAAUGUGAAGCGUUCCCUCAUCGUCUCCCGCGGCGAUGAACUGGUUGUGGGUUAGAGAUUUUCCUGCGGAUUCAAAACGUGAUUAUUAUCGAUGAUUGUAGAUGCUCUACCACCAAAGAUAAACAAACCUGGGUACUGUCGGACGGCCAGAUACGAAAUGGCACUCCCAGAAAUGUUUUGCACCGACGAAGCGGAAUGCGAUCUACACGUACAUGUUAACGCUCACCACUUGACAUGGACAAAAUCCAACAUGUACAUACCGGUCUAGCAAAUCCCAAACCUCGAUGGUGCCAUCCGCUUUGGAGAUAUAAAACACACCGGGUCGUGUCGGACUCCACCGUCCACAGAUGACGUAGCUGGAUGUUGGCGCGGAGGAGAGGAGUGACCCUCCUGUUACGCCCUCGCGCCAUAUAUGACAUGACCAUCCACCUACACUUAGGAGAAUGUCGGGGAAGAAAGGAGAGCGAUGAAGGUCACUCAUCGGGCCAAAAUGGUAGCUGAAGGCGUGCUCGACUCUUGAUGCUGAAAACAGCAGUUUGAUGAGAUGGGGAAAUGCGACCCAAUCCGCGUAAAUUAGAUCCCCCUCCUCCGUCGAGCAAAAGAAUUUGGAAGAAAAUGUUUCCGGUUUUACUUCUGUCAAUGCAUCCGAUUGGGUUGGUCAAAGGUGUUGUCCAUUGCGCUCAGGGGAACCUAAUAUGCAAUCAACCAACAAUCUCAGACAUUGCAGGUUCAUCGACGACCAGAAGGAUAUCCUACCCGCAAAAACGGCCUCCACACGAGAUCCAGAGCCUUAAAAUCCUUUUUAUAUCUCGUAUCCCAGAACGCGACUUGACCGUCUACCGAAGUCGUGACUAGCUCCCGAUGCCCGUGUUCGCCUUUUUCAAGGAUCUCGCCCGUAUGGCUCAACUGAGCAGAUACAGCUGAUGGGUUAGUUCGAAGUCUCAGAGGCUAGUAAACCAAGCUACCCAAUGCAACACGGACGUAUCCGUGACGCGCUCCCGCUCUUCAGUACCCGAUAAGGAGUUCACAUCCUCGUCGGUGCUGGUAUCGCUCCGACCAGGUUUACGACUCGUUUUGAGUUUAUCGGUGUAUUCGGAUAUGUCCCAUAGCACUAUCUGUUUUGGAGUGUGAGCUUUGUGUACACGAGGAUAUCUUGAAUACAAGACUAUACGAUUUACCUGUCCGUUAA
This is a messenger RNA of Spizellomyces punctatus DAOM BR117, 2651 nucleotides long. RefSeq lists its product as uncharacterized. Lineage: Eukaryota; Fungi; Chytridiomycota; Chytridiomycetes; Spizellomycetales; Spizellomycetaceae. The record is from RefSeq and is a predicted model, not a curated record. The transcript has 10 exons. The coding region runs from base 106 to 705 and encodes 199 amino acids.